AUGGCCUCCGCGCCAUCCCCCGGCCCCCGCCACCGAUCUUCGCCGGCCCCCCUACCACCGCUCGUUUUCACCUUUGACAUAGAUGGCGUUCUUAUCAGAGGCGCACAAAUUAUACCAGCGGCCAGGAAAGCUUUCGACAUGCUCAACGGAAACAACCCCAUGGGCGUAAAAAUACCAUACAUUCUUCUCACUAACGGCGGAGGAGUCGGCGAAGAGGCCCGCCGAUUGAAGCUCAGUAAACAGCUCGGAGUUGACCUGGACGUCGACCAGAUAGUACAAGCGCAUACCAUGCUCAAGUCCAUCGCCCACAAGUACGCGGACAAACCCGUCCUUGUCCUCGGAGGCCGGACCGACGUCGUACGCAAGGUUGCGGAAAGCUAUGGCUUCAAGCACGCGUAUACUACCCUCGAUGUUCUUGCUUGGAAACCCGAAGCAUGGCCAUUCCACGAACUCACGCCCGAAGAGCGCGCCUCAACUCAAUCCGUCGACUUCUCCACAACCCCGCUCUCUGCCAUUUUCGUCUUCCACGACCCGCGCAACUGGUCCCUCGACAUUCAGAUAUCCCUCGACGUCCUUCUCUCGCACGGCUUGAUCGGAAAUACCCACCUCCUCCGUGGUGCUUCGCCACCCGCGAUCGACAUGGUGUUCUGCAACCCGGACCUGCUCUGGAAGAACGAGUUCCCGGUUCCUCGCCUCGGUCAGGGCGCUUUCCGCGACGCUUUCCAGGCCGUGCACACCGCCGUCACGGGCGCCAAGUACCCUCACGUCGUCCAGUACGGCAAACCGACGCGCGCGACGUACGCGUUCGCCACCCGCGUUCUCUACGACCGCCUCGCCGCGCUGCAGGGCGGACGAGCGCUCGCACAGGAGCAGCUCCCGCGCGUGUACAUGGUCGGCGACAACCCCGAGUCCGCUCCAGAUAUCGCGGGCGCGAACGGCGCAGGGUGGGAGUCCGUGCUCGUUGAGACCGGCGUCUACGACCCCGCGGAGGGUCCACCCGCUCAUGUGCCGACGCACAUCGCCACGAACGUUGCAAGUGCGGUACAGUGGGCGAUCGAGCGCGAGAUGAGUGCAGCGCAAUGA
This is a messenger RNA of Epithele typhae, 1083 nucleotides long. Its product is annotated as HAD-like domain-containing protein. Gene Ontology annotation, cellular component: mitochondrion. Gene Ontology annotation, biological process: glycerophospholipid biosynthetic process. Bases 1 to 1083 code for a protein of 360 amino acids. NCBI's taxonomy places the organism in Eukaryota, Fungi, Basidiomycota, Agaricomycetes, Polyporales, Epitheliaceae. The transcript has 9 exons. The record is from RefSeq and is a predicted model, not a curated record.